AUGAAAGAUCAAGUAAAAUCAGAUGAUUUAAUAAAAACAUUAGAACAAGAUCAUAUUCGUUUACAAACUGAACUUGAUGUAGUUAAACGUGAUCUUGAAGAACGUAAUCGUGAUUUACAAAAAGAACGAAUGCGUAUUGAAAAUAUGAUUCGACAUGAAGAAAAUUAUCAAUCAAAACAAAAAACACUUACUAAAUCACAUGAAGAAUUAGCAAAAGAAUGUGAAUCAUUGAAAAAAAAAAUAACAGAAUUAGAAAUUGAACGAGAUGAAUUACAAAAAUCAUUUCAAAUAAUUCAACAACAACAAGAAAAUCAAAUAUCUUCAGAUACUAUUAAAAUUCAAUCAUUUAUGGAAACACAUAAUCAUGUUUUACAAGAAGUUACUUCUCUUAAAUCAAAUAUUGAACAACUUCAACAACAACUUCAACAAAUGACUGAACGUGAAAAAACAUUAUUACAAUAUCCUGUUUCAAAUGGACCUAUUCAAAAUACAUCAACAACAAAUAAUUUUGUUCAUGAUAUGCAAACUCAAAUGCAAACAAAUGAACUUCGUAUUGAUUUAUUACAAAAACAAAAUGAUUCAUUGAAAUUCUCAUUAGAACAACUUCGACCUACAACAAAUCAUACGAAUCCAUUAUUAGUAACAGAAGAACGUUAUGAAGAAUUAAGAAAUCAAUCAAGACAAGAACAAUCAUAUUAUCAAUAUUCACAUGCAAAUGAAACAUUACCACCAGUAAAUUAUGAAUUUUAUCUUAAACAUUAA
This is a messenger RNA of Rotaria sp. Silwood2, 762 nucleotides long. Lineage: Eukaryota; Metazoa; Rotifera; Eurotatoria; Philodinida; Philodinidae. The record is from the annotation of a GenBank genome assembly.